AUGGAGGACGAACUCGCCACGUACAAACUUCAAUUGCAGCAGGUCGAGGCCGCACUGCUCGGCGACCCGAACAAUCCGGAAUUGCACAAAUUGAAAGAAGAUUUGGGCGAAAUUAUUGCUCUGCAGGUAGAUUUUCGUUGAGAUUCGCCAAUUAUUCACAAAAAUCGAUAUUUCAGGAGGAGCUGACCGAGAAAGAAAAGGCGGAAUCGGCGGAAAAGUCGGUCGUUACGCCGCAAGUGAUUCACAAGUGGACAGUGAGUGAAAAUCAAUAUUUUUCUGAUAUUGUUCAACAAAAAACCAAUUGUUCAGGUUGGAGAACGUGUAAUCGCCCCGCAUCCGGACGGUAAAAAGGUUUUUGCCAGAAUCGACUCGUUGACGCCUGCCGGUGUUGCCAUUACCUUCACUUGUGCGUUUUUUUUUCGUCAAAAUGACAUUUGCUCCUAAAAUUGAGGAAGAGUUGAACUUCUCUCGAAAAAAACGUGGAAACAUCGCAUUAUUGUGUAAAAUACCCUAAAAAUGUGCUGCUAGGCAUGUUUUCAAUUUUCCGCAAACAGCUUCUAGAAACACUCAAAAUUGAGCGAAAAUGCAUUGUUGUUCAUAGCAAAACCUUAAAUUUCAGCAACGGGAACAAAAACGAUCGUGGAUCCGUCAGAUCUGCAACUUCCGCCGGAGAAUCAGCGUAAAAACUACGCGUUCGACAACCAGAAAUCGGCGGCGGGUCCGUCGAAUCAGCACGGAAAAAAGGAGUGGCAGGCGGAGAAGGAGCGACGACGACAGAAGGCACUCAAGAAGCAGAUGAAGCAGAAGGAGCUGGAUGCGAUCAAGGACGGCGAAAAGAAGAGCUGGCAGAAGUUCAACACGAAGGCGAGCGCGAAGGGACUGAAGGGAAUGAAGAAGGUCUCGGCGACAGGAUCGAGUCAGGACGGAUCGGCGGCCGGCGACAAGCGUGGCACCGUCGUCAGCUCGCGGACAAGCCAGUUCUCGUUCAAAGCCACGCGCGGAGCCAUGGACUCGCUCUUCUGA
Molecule: messenger RNA, 1023 nt
Organism: Caenorhabditis sp. 36 PRJEB53466
Lineage: Eukaryota; Metazoa; Nematoda; Chromadorea; Rhabditida; Rhabditidae
Source: the annotation of a GenBank genome assembly